AUGACUAAUCUCACAUACUUUGAGCCUGCUGCUGUCGCUACUUCAUCAGCCAGCGUCGAAACCAAUGUCAACGCGUCUGGAAUAAAUGGAAGCCAAUCGAAUGCUUCUUCUUUGCAGGGUAAAUCAUCCUCACCAAUAACUCAGCCACUCUCUUCGUCGAAUCGUCCCGGAGUGACUGGAUUUAGCUCCUCGGGUCUACCCUCUACAAUUGCUUCACCCUUCUCAAACCGCCUUAAUGAUGCUGAACCUUGUAUAUCUGUUGAA
Messenger RNA from Protopolystoma xenopodis, 264 nucleotides. The record is from the annotation of a GenBank genome assembly. Lineage: Eukaryota; Metazoa; Platyhelminthes; Monogenea; Polystomatidea; Polystomatidae.